Molecule: messenger RNA, 9266 nt
Organism: Loxodonta africana (African savanna elephant)
Lineage: Eukaryota; Metazoa; Chordata; Mammalia; Proboscidea; Elephantidae
Gene: SYK
Product: spleen associated tyrosine kinase
Exons: 14
Coding region: 209-2248 (679 amino acids)
Biological process (GO): intracellular signal transduction; regulation of platelet aggregation; positive regulation of mast cell degranulation
Cellular component (GO): cytoplasm
Molecular function (GO): non-membrane spanning protein tyrosine kinase activity; ATP binding
Source: RefSeq, a predicted model, not a curated record
AUGCAUAUAAUUUUGUCUGACAAAAUCUUAGCUAGUAUCUACUUCAAAUCUUUUUGCCUUUAAAAAUCUGUCGUGUAAGUUUUGUCUUACGUAUCUUCAGAGGUGCUUGAAUUGGAAUCUUAAAUAUAAUCUAAUUUAGCCAAAGACAAAGAUAAGAGUAGAAGGAAGAAUUUUUUUUUUUAUAUUACAGUAGGUUUAACAAAGAAAAAUGACUCUCCUGAUUCUUUUAUUUCUCGGAAACUAUGUAUUUAUUUUGGGAGGCUGGCCAAAGGCUGAUGAUGGGAGGAGAAAGGUGGAUACCUCCGUGUAUGCCCUCUCAUCGCCGUCAGGCGAAGAGGCAGUCAUGGCCAGUGGCGCAGCCGACAGUGCCAACAACCUGCCCUUCUUUUUUGGCAACAUCACCCGAGAGGAAGCAGAAGAUUACCUGGUGCAGGGAGGCAUGAGCGACGGGCUCUACCUGCUGCGCCAAAGCCGCAAUUACCUGGGAGGGUUUGCCCUGUCCGUGGCCUAUGGGAGGAAGGCACACCACUACACCAUUGAGCGUGAGCUGAACGGGACCUACGCCAUCUCAGGUGGCAGGGCCCAUGCCAGCCCCGCUGAACUCUGCCUCUACCACACCCAGGAGUCUGACGGCCUUGUCUGCCUCCUCAAGAAGUCUUUCAACCGACCCGCUGGGGUGCAGCCCAAGAGCGGACCCUUUGAAGACUUGAAGGAAAACCUUAUUAGGGAGUAUGUGAAACAGACCUGGAAUCUGCAGGGUCAAGCUUUGGAGCAAGCCAUCAUCAGUCAGAAGCCACAGCUGGAGAAGCUCAUUGCCACCACUGCCCAUGAAAAAAUGCCCUGGUUCCAUGGAAAAAUCAGCCGGGAUGAGUCUGAGCAGAUUGUCCUAAUAGGAUCAAAGACAAACGGAAAAUUUUUGAUUCGUGCCCGAGACAACAAUGGGUCCUAUGCCCUCUGUCUGCUGCAUGAGGGGAAGGUGCUACACUAUCGCAUCGAUAAAGACAAAACCGGGAAACUGUCCAUCCCCGAAGGAAAGAAGUUCGACACACUUUGGCAGCUAGUGGAGCAUUAUUCUUAUAAAGCAGAUGGUUUGUUACGAGUUCUUACGGUUCCCUGUCAAAAAAUUGGCACAGACAAUGGAAAUAUUAAUUUCGGGGCUCGGCCACCACUUCCAAGUUCCCAUUCUGUGACUUGGUCAGCGGGUGGAAUAAUCUCAAGAAUCAAAUCAUACUCCUUCCCAAAGCCUGGCCACAGAAAGGCACCCUCAUCCCAAGGUAGCCGGCCAGAAAGUUCCGUGUUCAAUCCUUAUGAGCCAGACCGAGGACCUUGGGCCACUGAACGAGGUCCCCAGAGAGAAGCCUUGCCCAUGGACACCGAAGUGUACGAAAGCCCCUACGCAGACCCCGAAGAGAUCAGGCCAAAAGAGGUCUAUCUGGACCGAAGUCUGCUGACUCUGGAAGACAAUGAGCUUGGCUCUGGGAACUUUGGCACUGUGAAAAAGGGUUACUACAAAAUGAAAAAAGUCGUAAAAACAGUGGCCGUGAAAAUACUGAAGAACGAAGCCAACGACCCCGCUCUGAAGGACGAGCUGCUGGCGGAAGCCAACGUCAUGCAGCAGCUGGACAACCCUUACAUCGUGCGCAUGAUCGGGAUCUGCGAGGCCGAGUCCUGGAUGCUGGUGAUGGAGAUGGCGGAGCUCGGGCCUCUCAAUAAGUACCUGCAGCAGAACAGGCAUGUCAAGGAUAAGAACAUAAUAGAGCUGGUUCAUCAGGUUUCUAUGGGAAUGAAGUAUUUGGAGGAGUGCAAUUUUGUGCACCGAGAUCUGGCUGCAAGAAACGUGUUGCUGGUUACUCAACAUUAUGCCAAAAUCAGUGACUUUGGACUUUCCAAAGCACUUCGUGCUGAUGAAAACUACUACAAGGCCCAGACUCACGGGAAGUGGCCUGUGAAGUGGUACGCUCCUGAAUGCAUCAACUACUACAAGUUCUCCAGCAAAAGUGAUGUCUGGAGCUUCGGCGUGCUGAUGUGGGAAGCCUUUUCCUAUGGACAGAAGCCUUAUCGGGGAAUGAAAGGAAGUGAAGUGUCUGUUAUGCUAGAGAAGGGAGAAAGGAUGGGGUGCCCUCCAGGCUGUCCAAGAGAGAUGUACGAGCUGAUGACCCUGUGCUGGACAUACGAGGUGGAGAACAGGCCUGGAUUUGCAGCAGUGGAGCUGCGGCUGCGGAAUUACUACUACGAUGUGGUUAACUAACCGCCCUAGUUCUGUCUGUGGCUGCCUUUGAUCGCCAAACAAUCACAGGAAAAUGUACAGAAAUGAGUUGGUUUUGACUGCUUCCAUCACCCUCUGCCCGUUGUGGGGGCGAGCCUCAUGUGGAACACGCCUGGACAGCUGUAACCCAAAGCCUGCCCCAGGGCACGCCCUCCAGAAAGCAAGCACAGCUACAGAACAUCUGUGUGAAGAAAGAUGGGCAGCACGAUCAAAGGGCUGCCUGAUCUGUUCGUUUUCUUCUAUGUAUAGUUUUCAUGACAGGUUGUUUUUAGGAGCCAUUUACAGAUUCCUUUUCUGUCUUUCCAGUCCUUGGAAUCCUGUGAUGUAUUUGAAUACGAGCAGGCCCAGAGGCCUGACCAGGGACAUUCUCACCACAUGGUACGUAGCACUGCUGCACUCAGAAUUCUCAGAGCGUCCCAAGGAUGCAGCUAGAACAUGACUUGUGAAAUGCAAGAGCGGAAGGGAAGAGAAGAAAGGAACUUGGCUGCCUUCAGAAUGUGGCUUUGACAGCCCUCGUGACUGAUGCCUGGCUGCUGAAAAGCAUUCCUGAGUAUAAAAAUGCUUUGAAGUUUUUUGGUUUUUUUUUUUUUGAAUUGAGCUCAACCAGUACAUGAAGCUGGUUAAGGGGGCGGGGGGGAAGUCUGGAACCUGCUUUUGCUCUGUGUUAUGAGACAGAAGACUUAUAUCUAUGUGAAAAAUGAGGACGAUUUGAAUGAAUUAGCUUGGCAUACUUUCCCCCAGAAAUCCUCUCUCCCACAGACCAUCUUGAAGAUGCUUGUAUGUAACUAGUAAAUCAAGUUCUGUAUUGGAUACUGCAUAGGGUGGGUGGGAUGUCUGCCAUCUUGAGUCUGAGAGAGAAGGCUGGGUUUCUGGUUGUGGGUUUUUGGCAGAUUACUUCAGGCUGGUAUCUACUGAAUGUGGUCCCAAUGUCCUCUCAGAGCGUGCUGCCAAAACUCCCCCACCCCAUUUUUUCUGUACCCUUAAUGGAGAAAACAUGGUGGCUCAAGACUCCUAAAGUUGAGUUUCCAAAAGUGUGAAUUCAUGAUCAAACUACAGACCCCGACUGUCACCACAUAUAGGCCUUACUGAGUAUGUUAAGUGUGACUUUGGGUUGAAGACACAGACCUAAUAGUUCCCAUAGUCUUAGCUACUCUUUUUCUUAGUGUUUGAUCUUAUACACAUCAUCAGCCAUUGAUACUAGUAUUGCCUGUGGCCCUUGAAAAUUAAAGAGAUUACUGUGUCCAUGGAUACACAUGAACUUGGAACCAUCUCAUCUUCAGCUACACCUAAGACAUUUUCCAGUGUAUCCCCAGAUGAUGAGCAGUAGAGAAAGCCGUCCUCCUGACGGAGGGGAUCAAGGUGUGGAGAAAGGCAGCAACCGGUACCUUGACUUAGCCAAAGAAGAUACAAGUCACUUGUAGGACGUGUCCUAAGAAAUUUUUAAAAGCCACUCAAGCUUUUCGAAAUUAUGCUACCUGGUGGUUUAGUCAUUUUGUUAAAGACAGGAUGGAUCCCUGUGUGCUGAAAUUGCUGGGCAGAUGCCCUACACACUUAUAGUCCCUGAAAUUAAAAACAUAAAUGACAAAAAUCUAUGUUGGUGAGGACAUAUUCAUACUGAGAAUUGUAAAAGGAUGGGUUGGGUAUGCUGGGUUUGGGUGAAGCAGUGAUCCUCUCUGAGAAACAGGUUAUGAUGCUGAAUUCUUGGUGCCUUCCUUCUUUUAUCCCCAUGGUGUACCUGUAAUAAAAAUCACACAAUUACUGGAACAGGUAGCAGUGUAGAUAGUAAAUGUAUAGAGUUUAUACCUUCUUUGGGUGUGAUUUCCCAAACUCCUUGGCAGUAGCUCCUAUCCUGCUAGGAGUCUGGGGAUGGAAAACAUCCAGAAUGUGAGUGGAUAAGAGUGAUGAGGGGCCUCUCUCCCCUCCAGAAGGCCAACCAGGGAGGCAGGGCCCCUCUCUGUCUCAGACUGUCUCUCGGGCCUCUCCCCUUGGUAGAGCAGCUCCUGUGUGUGUAGGCUACCUUCUGUGGCCAGUGUGUGGAAGUCUUGGCCAGUGAAAAUGGUGCCUGCGGCUAUGAAUAGUCCUCCUUCCCCAUGGAUAACAAGGAGGGCAAAUAGAGAAAGGCAGGUUAACUGAAGAAGAAUUUAUAAUGGUGAAAAGGGGUAAAUUUGAAAGGUUGAGGAAAGGUUUCCAGGGCUUCUUACAGGCCAUCUAGCUUGGGCUGCUGGCACCAUCCUUCUGGAUUGUUCUAACUAGGUCUCAGUAUGGGAUCUGGGCUCAUUCUUUGUGCCUUUCACCUUUAGCAGGGAAUAAGGGAGCAUCACAGACAAGCUGACCAACAUCACAUUGAUGGUGGGUGCCACAUACCUUAUCCCCAGCGGAACCAAAGGUUUCUACUGGAAACAAUCCACUCAGCAGUUAAAGUAAUUACAUGCAUGUUUUUAAUUUGGGCGUGUCCUUCACCCACAUUUUUUGUCACCUAGCCAUGCUUUUACUUGUUAAGUGGUAUCUUCAUAUUUACAUCAGACCAAAUGACUGCAGGUGUGCCUAGAUUGCCACCUGCAGAGGUGACCACUCAGUUUUUAGGCCUCCCAGCCUCCCAGAGAAUCCACUCAGCUUCAUAGCAGUGUAUUGUAUUUCCCAUGCUUUUCAGAAGAGCUCCAUUUUGUCACUGUAUUUUUUAAAGCUAUGAUUUUUAAUAAAAUUUUAAAAUUAGCUUUGUGAUGAUUUUUAUGAAAGUUAUUGGAAUAGUUGGAUCAACAGUCAAUGCCCAUGGAAGCAGUAGUCAAGAAAUCAAACGACAUAUUGCGUUGGGAAAAUCUGUUGCAAAAGAUCUCUUUAAAGUGUUGAAAAGCAAAGAUGUCACUUUGAGGACUAAGGUAAUCCUGAUCCAAACCAUGAUAUUUCCAGUUGCCUCAUAUACAUGCAGAAGCUGUACAAUGAAUAAGGAAGACCGAAGAAGAAUUGAUGCCUUCGAAUUAUGGUGUUGGCGAAGAAUAUUUAAUAUACUAUGGAGUGCCAGAAGAACGAACAAGUCUGUCUUGGAAGAAGUACGACCAGAGUACUCCUUGGAAGAGAAGAUGACAGACUUCAUCUCACAUACUUUGGACAUAUUAUCAGGAGGGCCCUGGAGAAGAAUAUCAUGCUUAUAAGGUAGAGGGUCAGUGGAAAAGAGGAAGACCCUUAAUAAGAUGGAUUGACUCAGUGGCUGCCAUGGUGGGCUCAAACACAGCAACGAUUGUGAGAAUGCCACAGGACUGGGCAGUGGGUUGCUAUGGGUCAGAACCAACUUGACAGCACCUGACAACAACAAGGAGGUUACACUGUCAAAUGAGUGGUGUUAACCAGCAUGCACAUGUUUUUUAACAGAUUGUAUUGACAGUGUGGGGACUAGAAUUUUAUGUCCCCAGCCCUGUUCUAGAAGGACGGGUAUAUACAGGCCCCUCUCUAAGCUUCCGUGCAGCCCAGAAGGGGGCCUGUUGAGGAGACACUAGCCCUCCAGGAAUGCCCUUCUCUUCUGUUCACAAGCAAGGCACUCGGAGACUCGUGGGUGGUCGGAGAUCUAUACAGCAGUGUGCCAUACAGCCAAGUCCUACCCACAGAGGACAGGGCAAGGAAACCCCAAAAUGGGGCCAAGCAGGGAGUGGGUUGUGAUUUUUCCCUUUCCCUGUGAAGAUAGCAUAAGGAGCAUUCGGGUAGCCCCGAAAAGAAUUCUUAGUCCCAAGAUCCUUCUGUUCUGAGGGAGAUUCUUCACACACAUACAUACACGUGCACGCAUACACGACACGUGUACACUACAUACACUACAAACAUACAGACCACACACAUACAUGAACCCAUGCCACAUACACAUAUACACCACACACGAACACAUUUCUAUUACACAAUACAUAAAUGCCCACCACUCACACAUAUACUGUAUACACACGUAUACCACACACAAACACACAACCUUACUCCAAAUAACCACCUAAAUAUCAGCAUGGGGAAUUAAUGCUGCUCACAGAAGUAGCCUCAUAGGUAUGUUCAUUUCUUCCCUUCAGUCCUCACUGGCCCUGGGGGCUGGGACUUAAAGGACUCUGCCUGUCACGAAGUGUCCUUGCUAGCCCACUGGAGGCCCUCUCUUCUUUCAAGCUCGGUCAGAACUGUGAGGAGAUUAGGGGUUAGUUGGCCUAACCUCUGUUGGUAAGCUCUGAGUCCUGGGACAACACCUAGAUAGAAGAACAGACUGUGAGAACAGGCGGCAGGUGAUACUGCAGUCCGCAUGGUGAGGAGAGCAUGAGCUGGGACUAAAACCCGGGUCUCCAGCCAUCUUUGCUUGGGCAGGUCAUACAAACUCAGCCUCCAGUUUUCUUACCUUUAGAUGAGGGUCAGAGGGCCUGGCUCAGUGCUGUGGGGCCUGUAUUUUAGGAAUGUCAGUGAGACCUACCAUUGGUGCCCCAAGGCCUUAGGCUACCUCGGUGGCCAGGAAUUCUCCAGCCAGCAGAUGGCGCUAUGUCAUAGCUUAAGAAAUACAGGUAUCUUUUGGUUUCCGAUCCUAAAGCCUUACUGGGUGCCACCGAAUCUAUUUUCGACUCAUAGCAACCCCAAGUGAAACAGUAGAGCUGCCCCACAGGGUUUUCUAGGCUGUAAUAUUUAUGGGAGCAGAUCACCAGGUCUUUCUCUCACAGACACACUGGAUGGGUUCAAACUGCCAACACAGCAGAGCCCCUAACUGUCACACCACCAAGGCUCCUUGAACCUUAAACUACCAGGGCUAAACCCAUUGUGAUGAUGUCUUGUUGCAUUUGAAGUGUGAGGAUGGCAGCUUCCUUUGCUGCUCUGUUGCUGCAGCUUUUUACUAAUGUGAGUUCAAGCAGGGAGAGCUUUUAAGGCCUGUGCUUAUCUUUCCAAGAUUAGGAGGAGAAUUCCAGUAAGAAAAAAACAGCUGCUGUCAAGUCAGUUCCAACUCAUGGCAGCACAUAUGUGUCAGAGCAGAACUGUGCUCUGUGGAGUUUUCAGUGGCUGAUUUUUGGGAAGUAGAUCACCCGGCCUUUCUUUCAAGUCUCUGGGUGGACUCGAACCUGCAACCUUUCAGUUAGUAGUGGAGCAUGGUAACCAUCUGCACCACUCAGAGACUCCAGAAGGGGACUUCGGAACUGGUAAAUACACGGAUUCUCAGUUCAGGGAAGAGGGAAGCAUUUUGAAAGAACCAAAAUGAGAUUUGGGUUUUUUUCUUUGUUUGUUUUAUCUUUUAGCUCAGGUUACACCAAACCAGUAUUUCCUACCUCAGGUAGCAGUUGUCUCCUUCUCAUGGAGAACGCCUCGUGGUCUCUGGGGGGGGAAGCCAUCCCCGCUCAGGGAACACAGCCUGACUGAAUCACCACAUUGUCUCAGGUGUUAGGAGCCCAGCCAGGGCAAAGCACGCAAGGUCCUGCAUUCAUGCCCGUUCACACAUCCUCACAAGCCAGUCCAGCAGAAGAGAAGCCUGAGGAACGUUCCACAAAGUGUCUUUCAAGGGAUGUUAGUCUAGAAGACUAAAGAUUUGCUGGGCAACAGCAGGCUCCUGAUUGAAUAACUUCAGAAAACACCGAGUGUAUUCCCACCUUACUAUCACAAUGCCUAUUAGCAUAUUAAAAGCACCAAGGAGUAUUGCAACAAAAACCUUUUUAGAAUUUUUUCUUACUCAACAUUGUCCCUACUUUUUGACCACAGAACUACUGUUGUGCUCAGUGUGUAUUAGCAUGACGGUACUGGUGUUCCUCCAAUGCACUUUGGGAAACCUUACCCAACCCAGAGGUGCCUCAGAAGACAGUCCUGGGGAUCUACUUUCAAAAACUCGGCCACUGAACACCCUAUAGAGUGAAGUUUCUACUGACACACACGGGGUCACCACGAGUUGGGGUCGACUCAACAGCUGCUGAUUUACCAAACAUUAGGGAGGAAUCUCUAAACGGGAAUACUAGGCAACUGUGGAGGAGGUGAUUCUGCCCCCUGAAAUCAUGCCGAGUGAGCAGUCACCUGUUCUUAUUAGCUUAUUAAUAAGGCUGCUUAUGAAGAGCCCUGUGCAGUCAUGUUCUCAAAUGUUGAUUGUUGGCACAUCGCAUAUUCUCUCUCACACACAACACACCGGGACACAUAUAAUCACUCUUUCCUUCAAUGAAAAAAAAGAAACAACGGCAUUUCGACACAGCAGAAUAAGUUGAUGUUUCAUUACAGAGAGCUCUUCUUAAGCCCACUUCUUUAUUAUUUUGUGGUUUUAGAACAUUAACCUAGAGGAAGAAAUAAUAUGCUCCCAGAGCUGCCACCACACAUCCAGUAAGCAUCCACCAAGAUUCCAGAACCUUCUGAGCUGUGAGUCAACCCUUCCUUUAGUUUGCCUGAGCUCACUCAGCUGACCGGCUUGUCACUGCCGGGACGGCCCACUUAAGGUGAGUUAGCCAACACAGUGAUGCUCACAGCCCACGCGCGGAGGACGUUUCCAGGAGCUAUUUUUUUUAGCUCAGCGUUAUUUUACCAAAGCCAUGAGUCAUAAGACUUUAAGCUUUCACAGUCUUUGAGGUUUUUCAGUGACUCAGUUUUCCACCACUGUCCUUAAACUGUGGAACAAUGACUGAAAAAUGUAUAUUGUUCGUAAACGAUUUUUCUCUUAUUCAUAAAAAUACAGAGGCAGGGUUCUGGUCCUGCUUUAUUCUCCACAACUAUCAAACGACAUUGCAAGUUUGUAUAAAGCACUCAGGGGUGACAAGCGUGUUGAAAUACGGUGCUGUAAUUACUUCACUGCUUGGGAGCGGCUGGUUGAUUCAUUCCCUCCCCGACACGGGAGUAAAGGAGAUGCUUCUGCCCCAAGACAGAGAGAAUUUAAGCUGAGGAGAUUCAUUACAUGAAAAGGUAGUGCCCAGUUAAAGCUUAGCAAGGAACAAAUAGUAUUUUAAUAGCCCUGUUUUCUGCAAUCAAAACAUUUAGACCCUUGUUCAUUUUAGGAUUUAAAAAAAAAAAAAAAACCCAUUGCCUUUGGGUCAAU